AUGGCUGACACACCAAAGAUCCGUCAAUUACGUUCCUAUCUUAAUUUAAAGGCCAAAGUCGCAGUCUCGGAUGGGCGUAUAUUCUUUGGGACAUUUGUAUGUAUUGACAAAUACAAGAAUAUGAUACUAGCGCAUACAGACGAAUAUCGAGAUGAUGAAAAGAGAUUUGUGGGCUUGGUCAUGAUUCCAGGAAAACAUCUUGUCAAGGCGGAGAUCGAAGAUUUGGAU
Messenger RNA from Paraglomus occultum, 228 nucleotides. Lineage: Eukaryota; Fungi; Glomeromycota; Glomeromycetes; Paraglomerales; Paraglomeraceae. The record is from the annotation of a GenBank genome assembly.